AUCUUAGAUAGGGCGAAGACGGUGAAGUUAUUGUUGUACCGCGAGUGCGAAAUAUAAGAUAAAUCGCCGAAAAUAAAUGUAUUCGGCAUGAGGACAUGUGUUUAGUGAAUAUUUAACGUCAAUAGUCAUAAUGGAGGAGGAAUAUGUUGACGCGCAGGACUCUGGAAUGAACGAAGCGGUGAACCGUGGUAGUGAUGGUAACGACAAUAUUGGUGAUGGCUCGAAGGAUUUCGGUGAUAUGAGCUAUGAUGAUGGCUAUGAAGAUGACGACGGAGGCAACGGAUUCCGUGGCGGCCGCGGGCGUGGCAAUUUUAGAGGACGAGGCCGCGGGCCGCCCCCGGGCUGGAUGAACGGCCCGCCGCCGAUGCGCUUCCGCGGACGCGGCUACGGGCCCGGCGGGCCGCCCAUGCGCGGCCGCGGCUUCUUCCGCGGGCGGCCUCGCUUCAACAAUAACUACGACACCAACUGGGGGCCCAUGCCGCCGCCCAUGAUGGGCGGGCCGUUCGGCCCCCCGCCGCACGGCAUGAUGGGCCCGGGGCCGAUGGGCCCGCCGCCGAACAUGAUGGGGCAGCCGCCCUUUGGGCCGCCGCCCAAUAUGCCGCCUCCUAAUAUGCCAGCACCAGAACUUUGGGUAGAGACUAAGUCGGAAGAAGGCAAAUCGUACUACUACCACGCGCGCACACGCGAGACAACCUGGACGAGGCCGCAGGAGUCUCCAACGUGCAAGGUCAUCACACAAGCUGAGAUGGAAGCCAUGGCUGCCGCAGGUCAAAUGCCCCCCGGCGGCAUGGCCAACCCCGCCGGCAUGGGCAUGGGCGGGCCGCUGGCCGGCAUGGGCGGCAUGGCGCCCGGCAUGAUGCAGCCGCCCGGCGCGCUGCCGCCCUUCAUGACGCAGCCCCCGCCCUGGCUUAAAGAUGGAGGCAAGCCGGAGAACAAGCCAGAAGCGCGCAGCCCCAGCGAGAAUGACGACUCGCCGCCCGGCGAGCGCUCGCCCGCCCUGCAGCCGCCCAACGGCAAUAUGAAGUUCCCGCCAUCUGCAGGCGCCCCGGGCGCGUUCCAGACGGGCGCCGGCCCGCCGCCGCAGGGCUUCGCGCCGCCGCAGGGCUUCCCCAACAACCCCCCGCCAGGAUUCAACAAUCCACCCGGCUUCGCCGGCGUGCCCGGUGGGCCGGGCGUGCCCGGGGUCCCCGGCGCGGCGGGAGGUCCGGGUGCGGUGCCGGGCGGUCCGGUGCCGGGCGGUCCGGUCCCGGGCGGUCCGGUCCCGGGCGGCCCGGGCGGCAUGUCGGGCGCGUGGGGCGGCUGGGGCGGCUGGCCGCCGCCGCUCGUCGCGCAGCCGCCGCCUAACUUGUCUAACGCUAACGUUCCUAAUGCCGGAGCAGCAACAGCCGUGCCCGGGACCUCCGAGCCGGUCGAACAACCGGUAGCAGUGCAGCCACCACCAAAAAAAGAAGAAACGGUGGUCCCGCCCGCGCUGGCCGCGGCGGCGGCGGAGUGGAGCGCGCACCGCGCCCCGGACGGGCGCCCCUACUACUACAACGCCGGCAAGGGCGAGAGCGUGUGGGAGAAGCCCAAGCCCAUGAAGGACCUCGAAGAGUUACAAGCCAAAAUAGCAGAGGAGAAGGGCGAAAAACCAGAAAAAGACAAAAUGGAUAUCGACGGAAAAGUUGAAGUUCUCCCAGUGAUCGACGUAGAAGCGCACGCGGAGGCGGCGGCCGCGGCCGAGGCGGAGCGAGUCCGUCUGCAGCAAGAGCGGGACACGGCCGACCGCGAGGCGGCCGAGCGCGAGGCGGCGGAGCAGGAGAAGAAAGAGAAAGAGGAGAAGGAAAAGGAGAAAGCGAAGAGGAAGAACAAGCCGAUAUCAAUUAUGCCUAUUUCUGGGACGCCCUGGUGCUUGGUGUGGUCGGGCGACGGGCGCGUGUUCUUCUACAACCCGACGGCGCACACGUCGUUCUGGGAGCGACCCGAGCAACUCAUCGGCCGCGCCGACGUGGACCGCGCCAUGGCCUGCCCGCCCGCCGCCGUCACGCAGUAUUUCCAACGGAAGGAGGCGUCAACAACGCCGACGACGCCCAAGCCCGCCAACGGCGAGCUGAAGCGAUCCGCCGACUCAUCUAGUGACGACUCCGACGCUGAACCCGCCAAGAAGGCCAAGCCUGAAGAAGCAGCAGCGAAGAAGCCGGCGUCGACGACGUCCUCGUCCCUGAUCGACGCGGGCAAGGAGGCGCGCAUCGAGGCGGAGGCGCGAGCGGCGCGCCAGCGGGCCCUCGUGCCGCUCGACCAGCGCGUGCGCGUGUUCCGGCAGAUGCUGCAGGAGCGGGACGUGUCCGCCUUCAGCACCUGGGAGAAGGAGCUCAAGAAGAUCGUGUGCGACUGCCGGUACCUGCUGCUCACCUCCGAAGAGCGCAAGCAGGUCUACAACAAGUACGUGCGCGAGCGGGCCGAGGAGGAGCGCAAGGAGAAGAAAAACAAGUUGCUGCAAAAGAAAAACUCCUACAAGCAGCUCAUGGAAGAGGCCAAGCUGCACUCCAAAUCGUCGUUCAAUGAGUUCUCGAGCAAGCACGGGCGCGACGAGCGCUUCAAGGGCAUCGACAAGCCGCGCGACCGCGUCACCUACUUCAACGAGCACGUCGCCGAGCUGCGCAAGCGCGAGAAGGACGACAAGGAGAGGAAGCGGGAACAGGCUAAGACCGACUUCAUAGCCUUACUCAAGGAAAAGUCCAUCGACCGACACGCGCGUUGGGCCGACGCCAAGAAAAAGGUGGACAGUGAGGCGAGAUACAAGGCUGUGGAAAGCAGUACGCUGAGAGAAGACUACUUUAGAGAGUACUGCAAGAUUGUCAAAGAGGAGAGGAAGAAGGAUAAGGAUCAGAAAGAGAAAGAGCGUGACCGCAGCAGCAGCAAGAAGGAGAAGAAAGACAAGGAACGAGACAAGGACAAGGACAAAGAAAAGGACAAGGAGGAGAAGCGAGACAAAGACGGCAAGAAGGAUAAGAAAAAAGAGAAGGCUAGCGAGCCGGAAGCAGCGACGGGCUCCGAGGCAGAGGCGGAGGCGGACCCGGAAGCGGAGGCGGGCAGCGACGCGGAGUCGGAGGCGGCGCGGGAGCGGGCGGCGCGCGCGCAAGCGUCCAUCAAGGAGCGAGAGAGAGAGGUGCAGCGCGCGCUGGCGACCAGCCUGCGAGACAGGGACAAGGAGAGGGAGUACCAUAAGAGGGACGAGGCGGUGCAGCACUUCAACGCGCUGCUGGCGGACCUGGUCCGCAACCCGGACCUGGCGUGGCGCGAGGCCAAGAAGCAACUGAAGAAGGACCACCGAUACACUGCCGCAGAGCUGCUCACCAAAGAAGACAAGGAGCGUCUAUUCGCUUCGCACACUGGCACACUAGCGACGCGGCGACGCGACAAACUACGCACUUUACUCACCGAGAUGGGCGUCGCCCCCACCGCGCACUGGAGGGACGUGCGCGCGCGACUCCGGGCCGAGCCCGCGGCACCCGUCUACACCAGUGCAGACAAGAUGGAGCGCGAAUUCCGCGACUUCCAGCGCGACAGACAGAGCGCAGCCAAAACUGCCUUGCGACAGUUAUUGCAAGAGACCAGAUCCAUCACACACAAGACGUUAGCUAGCGUGAAGGAUGCAGCCGGGGGCGAGCAGCUGCAGCCAGUACACGACAUGCUCAAACACGACGCCAGAUACCUCGCGCUGGAGCACAUACCGGAGGAGCGAGCGAGCAUCAUCGAGCAGUACGUGUCGGAGCUGGCGCACAAGGGCCCGCCGCCUCCGCCCACCGCCACCGAGCCCUCACGCCGCUCCAAGCAGUGACAGUUGCAGGAGGCGGGCGCGCACGCGCAUGCGCACGGGCAUGCGCACGCGCACGGACACGCGCACGCGCACGCUGCGCCCGCGCCGCCGCCGCCGUGGCCGCGCGUGUACUUGACUCGCCUUCCUCUCUAACGAUUCCAACGUUGCACU
This is a messenger RNA of Cydia strobilella, 3970 nucleotides long. Its product is annotated as transcription elongation regulator 1-like. Lineage: Eukaryota; Metazoa; Arthropoda; Insecta; Lepidoptera; Tortricidae. The transcript has 24 exons. The record is from RefSeq and is a predicted model, not a curated record. Gene Ontology annotation, molecular function: RNA polymerase binding; transcription coregulator activity. The coding region runs from base 131 to 3820 and encodes 1229 amino acids. Gene Ontology annotation, cellular component: nucleus.